This is a messenger RNA of Daldinia vernicosa, 1092 nucleotides long. RefSeq names its product Clavaminate synthase-like protein. NCBI's taxonomy places the organism in Eukaryota, Fungi, Ascomycota, Sordariomycetes, Xylariales, Hypoxylaceae. The transcript is spliced from 2 exons. The coding region runs from base 1 to 1092 and encodes 363 amino acids. The record is from RefSeq and is a predicted model, not a curated record. Gene Ontology annotation, molecular function: dioxygenase activity.
AUGUUCCGUUGGCCUCCAACCCUCGACGCAUCUCCUCUUCUCUCGACGAAGAAGCUCGCAAACAUAAGCCAGGCCCGUCGUGCCUUUGCUGUCGAGCUUGUCUCGCAAUUAAGACAGCAUGGUUUUGCCCGUUUGCGGAACUAUGGCGUCCCCCCCCAGGCUAUCAGUAGGCUGUUCAAUCAGCACCGUCUUUUUUUCAAUCUAUCUCUUCCUGCUAAACUUAGUGUUCGCCAUACCGGCGGCGAGGCCCCGGCAAGGGGAUACUCGCCGUUGGCUUACGAAAAGACUGCUAUAGUGCGGCCCGAUCUUCAUGACGCCCCGAACCUAAACACAUCCUCCUCCUCCUCUCAUCCUCAUCAAGUCGAAGUGUCCACCAGCUCUUCCAAGGCGCAGCUUCUGGACGCCCGUGAGCAAUUCGCCAUUGGCCCUCCUGGAGACUAUUCGUUCCCCACGCCCCAACUUGCCGAAGUCCUGCUACCAGGUUUCAAUGGCACAACCCGGGGCGCGUUUAUGAAGAUAAUUAAAGCAUGCGACGUAUUACUCGCCGCAAUCGAGCUGGGCCUUGAUGUUCCUCCAGGGACACUCAACCCGCCCGACACCGGUGGCCUUGGGACUGAGCUGAACCUGAAUUUCUAUCCAGAGGUUGCGCGGGACGUGCUUGAUGGUAGCGCUGGGGAUGUGGUCAUGCGCCGCAUUUGGCCACACUCAGACCUCGGGGUUAUAAGCGCACUCUUCCAGGAUGGCGUUGGUGCGUCCGGACUUGAGCUUGAGGUGCGCGGAUUGAGUGAGGGCCGCCGUGAAUUUGCCCCCGUGUUCGUGGAGCAGGAAGGUGAUGUCGUACUGUUAGUGUCGGACACGCUGGAACGAUGGACAAAUGGGGAGCUGCGCGCUGCUUUGCACCGUGUCGGUUUACCACCUGGGACUGAGACGUCGCGCGUGCCGGAACGAAGGUCAGCCGUCAUGUUCUUCCGCCCGCCGCCGACUGAGGAUAUAGGUCCUAAGUCGCAAUUCGUAUCGGCCGAGAAGCCGGCUCGAUAUGAUCAUAUUACUGCUGGAGAAUACCUGAGACUCAAUAACAAGAAGCUUUAUUAG